GUCCCGCCGUGUCGCGCCAUUCCGGUCCGUUCCGCUGGCGAUUGCCAGAAAGCAAGAUGGCGCCCGUCUGUUUGCGGAUACCUCUGCCGUGGAUAUAAAUACGCGCGAGGAGGAAAAAGGGGAGAAGAAUAAAAAGAGCAGUGCCGAAAAACGAUCGCGGACGAUCGUGCGGUCGGAGCGACGGUCGUCGUGGUUGCGCGCAUCCCGUCCCGCGGUUGACGUCAACGUCGCCACGCGCCGCGGUAACGUCGGGUGAACGCGUCGGUGUCCGUUCCCGUGCUCCCCGUAACGUGUCGUCUCGUCUCGUGUCGUGUUCCCGUCCCCGUCCUGUCGCCGUCGUCGUCGUCGUCGUCGUCCUCUGCGAUCCUCUUGCCCGCCCGCGCAGCGAUACCAUCCCGCGCCUGCCUUGACCGUGCUCCGUCGCAGCUCCACUACUCCAGGAAGGCGCUCCUCGCGAACGGUGCCCACCUGAGGAAUGCCAAAUCGGCCGCGAUCCCCCUGGCAGGUCGGCGGAUCGGCAGCGCGGCGCGCCGCGAACGACGAGUGAACGAGAAGCCGUUGAAAAAGAAGAGAGAAAAGAGAAAGACGGGAGACGGGAGAAGGAAGAGAGAAGAGAAGAGAAAUAUAUAAGCGAGCGAAGAGGUGCGGGUGCUCUCGUGGGGAUUCCCCUCGCAAGAAGGUGAUCGCGCGCGCUCCUCUCCCGUGACGUAUGUGUGUCGCGGAGGUCGUUUGUCAGACGGGUCGGUCGCCGCGAGUGUUAUCGUCGUUCACGUCGCCGUCCACGUUCCCGUCGUUCCCGUCGUCGUUGUCGACGUCGCGUCGCGAGUGCCGUCGGCGACCUCGAUGCGCUGUCGCCCUCCCCUGGAGGACCAUCCCCUCUGGACGCCCGGUGGAAUCAGCUGUUACUGCUGCUGCUGCUACUGCUGCUGGGACUACUAGCCCGGCAGCUUCCUACGAGGAUACUCUUCCAUUGGAGCGGUGGGGCAAGGAGGCGCCGGAAGCAGCCGCGAGUCCGGAAGCAUAGCGAAGAAGAUGGCCUUCAACGAGCUCGGUCAGUCGAAGUGGACGGCUCGAGUCAUGCGGUGAAACGAGGAGUAGUGAGGUCGGCGCAUUUUCGAAAGACUAUCCUGCUCGUUCCGCGUGCUUACGGUGCGCGGUAGACAUUCGACAUGUUCGCCGCGAUGGUGCUGCACAAGCAUAACAAGCACAACAAUGGGAACCACUCGAAUCAUCACGCAAGCAACAACAACUCCACUACCAACUCCACCAGCAAUCACCUCAACAACAACAAUCACAUCAAUAACAACGUCAACAACGUGAACCAGGCGUACAGCACGAGGGCGAAGGUGGACCCCGAGCUGAUAUUUACAAAACAGGAACGAAUCGGAAAGGGUAGCUUCGGCGAGGUUUUUAAGGGUAUCGACAACAGGACUCAGCAGGUUGUUGCCAUCAAGAUUAUCGAUCUUGAAGAGGCGGAAGAUGAAAUCGAGGACAUACAGCAGGAGAUUAUGGUGCUGUCGCAGUGUGACAGCCCGUACGUCACCAAAUAUUAUGGAUCUUAUCUCAAAGGUACGAAGCUGUGGAUCAUCAUGGAGUAUCUGGGUGGCGGCUCGGCCCUGGACUUGAUGAAGGCCGGUAGCUUCGAGGAGAUGCACAUUGCCGUGAUAUUACGCGAGGUGCUCAAAGGGCUGGAUUAUCUGCACAGCGAGCGUAAGCUCCAUCGCGAUAUUAAAGCGGCGAAUGUUUUGCUGAGCGAAAUGGGCGAUGUCAAGUUGGCCGACUUCGGUGUAGCCGGUCAGUUGACGAACACCACCAGUAAACGAAAUACCUUCGUCGGUACGCCGUUCUGGAUGGCACCCGAAGUCAUCAAACAGUCUGCUUAUGAUUCCAAGGCUGACAUUUGGUCCUUGGGCAUCACGGCGAUCGAGCUGGCGAAAGGAGAGCCACCCAAUAGCGAGCUGCAUCCCAUGAGGGUCCUCUUUCUAAUACCCAAGAACAAUCCGCCGCAACUGACCGGGAAUUACACGAAACAAUUCAAGGAGUUCGUCGAAGCCUGCCUCAACAAGGAUCCCGAAAACAGGCCGACGGCGAAGGAACUGCUCAAGUUCCAGUUUAUCAGGAAGGCGAAAAAGAACUCGUACCUGAUCGACCUGAUCGACAGGUACAAAAAGUGGAAGUCGCAGCGCAGCGAGGAGUCGGAGACCGAGAGCGAGAAUUCGGACUCGGAGGAAUCCAAGCAAGACAGCGACAUGGACGAGCCAUGGAUAAUGACGGUGAAAGGCCCGCAUGGGGUCAAAGGAUCCGUGGUGCCCAUGCUGCCACUGGACGAGCAGCCCGCAUCCCUGACCCUAACACACACGAACCACAGGUCCUCCAAUCACAGCCAACCGAGUAAACCGCACGCGAACGGCGCCUCGCGAUCGCCGCCGAAGGACUCCACGCUUAAUCAUUACAGAAGCGAGUCCAGGGAUUCGUUGCGCGAUGGUCAAGCGAAACACACGCCCUCCCGACCGCACGAAGCCGCACCUCCACCACCGGUGGACACGAGAGAGAAACGAGAUGAGCGAGACUAUCGUGACUCCAGCCGAGAAUCUACGCUCAGGGAGUCUGAAAAAGAAAUGCGCGAUAUGAUCCGCGAGAGGGACAGAGAAGUCGUCAGGGAACGAGAACGGGACAGGGAAAGCAGAGAUCGGGAUAGAACCAGCAGGGACUUCAACUCCCGGGAGAAGAGAAGAAACAGCAAACCGGACGUGCCCAUCACUCCGAUGGCUGAUCACAGACCUGGCGAAGAUAAACAGAGGCCCAGAAGUUCGCAGGAGCUCAAACAUCCGCGAAGCGUCGCUUUGUCCGGAGUUGUUUUUCCUCUCCUUUCCGAGCUCCAACGAAAGCACCAAUAUUCGGCGAGAGACAAUAAUGGCGAAGGCGGUAGCGGUGGCAAGAAUGGCGGUGCUGUAGAAGAACUGCGAAAUGCCUUCGAGUCGGCGGAACGCACGUCGCCGGGAAUGACAGAAUCCCUUAUUCGCGAACUGAUUAAAUCCCUACUCCCACCCAAUCAUUCAGAAGGGCGCCUAUCUAUGCUAAUGGAGAAGGUUAUUUUAAGGGAUACGUAGGGACGCGAGAGGACAAAGGUCCGCAAGAGACUGUGGUCCCAGAAUAUCCUGACGUUGUAAAACCAUACGCGUUAUUUCUCUCGUCAUUAUCAAUUCACUAAACACUAAACAAAAUACGAGCCGAGCAUAUCGUCAAUGAGUGGCGAUUCCGAACGUGAACGUGAAGGUGCGAGGGAAAUGUGUUCGUUGCCCCAUCAUCCCAUUCCUUCCCCGCUCUUCCCCUCCCGCGCUAAUCUAUAAAGGCCGCACUACAACGAAGUCUAUCGAAGUUUUACAAAGUAGUCUACUGAACCGCCCCAUUUUCACCUGCCUACCUCGCCGUAGGAUAAAAAUACGUAGACAACGGCAGAUACUACGCGAAACGUUGUGCCAGCAUUCUUGCAGUUCCUACUCGUGUAAUUGUCAUCGAUCCUUUUCUGAACUUCUCAAUCGAAUUGUCCUACAUUUACACGCUUUUCCGUGUCGGCUCGUCGCCCGAUAGUUCAUUUCAAUCACGAAUCAAUUCAUCAUUGUGGAAUUUGUAUAUUCUUCGAUUUUUUAAAAUCUUCUAAUUUUAAAUAUUCAACUUUAUAAUUUUUGAAGGUAGAAAUCACAUUCAAAGAGGAUAUAAUAUUAUAUUUUGUUUUAUAUUAAUAAAAAACAUGAGCAUGAUUUAAUGAAGACCGACUCAUUACUAAAAGUAUGUUAUUUUUAAAAUCUGCUAGAUGAACUGUCGGUCAAUUUCCUUUUUACUACCUUAGAUAUUAAAUCGUCUUUUAUUGCUAAUAGAUUACGGAGACAUUGUAAAGAGGAGUAUUCAAAGUAUAUCGGAGCAUUCGGUUUAAUAGUAAGUCUUAUCUUGAAAAAAAAAGAUGACGCUUUAGUGAUCUUAUGGCAAUCAGUUACGAGUAGAGAAAGGCGGAAAAUAUAUGGACGGCAGUGCGUUUGCGAAAAGGCUGAAUCGAAACCUCCAUUAUGUGAUAGCCUAAUAAAUAUCUUAAACCUUCUUCAUGUUCGGCGUGAACAUCGAUCGAUACGACAACAAAAUAAAAUUGUACAGACUCGGCAAAACGGAUAGAUGAAAAGCAUUCGAUGACUUGGUCUUGCCUCAAUAUAGAUAUGUCCGUAGCAUGCACUAGCGAGAUAUCUCGAGCAAAACACGAUCUGUAUAAGGAAAAACUUGUAAUUCUUUAAAAACGGUACUUUUAUUGAUAUUUUUACAGAGAGGAUAUGUAUUUAAUAGUGCGUUCUGAAGAAAGGUCUCGUAGUGGUCAAGCAACAAAAAAUAAAAAGAAGAUGUGUUCUUUGAGUAGAUUUCUUCCCGUGGCUUCCUAGUGCAUGUUUCGAACACGAAAGAAGAAAGCUCUAGCGCGCGAUGCUAGAGGAAUUGUAAAUAUGUAUGUAGCGCGAUAAGAUAGUCUUAUUGUUCUGAUCGACGUCUUUGCCAAACCGGUCGCACAGCUCCGUUAAACGAUCUUGUUACGAAGAGAAAAAGAAUUCCUUUCCCUUCCCAUGGUCACAUCGUUCGUCAUUGAAAAAGAUGAUAGACGUAGGCUAUAGGCAAUAUUGCCGUUGCAAAUUUAUCGAGGGCUUUUAUCGUUUUGUGUAGUUUUCGCUUGUUGCGUAAAAAUUGCAGAUAAGCCGUUACAGUGUUUCAGAAACCGUACGCGACGUAUAUAAUAGCGUUUAAAAAUAUAUAUAAUUAAUUUCUAGUUGUGUGUAAAACCCACUUGAAAAUCGUCGAGAAACAAUGCUAUUUUAGAACUCUUAUCAUCUCCAGUAUACGUACAUCUAUGAAAGACGCUUCGAUCUUUCCACAUCGCGCUUUAAAAUAUCGCAUUACGUCAUUAACUUAGAGUAACAAUAGAGUCGUUCCACGUUAACGUGUCGUUAAACUGUCUGUACAGCAUUACCGAAUUGUGAAACGCAAUUCGAUAGUUCAAACGAGAAAGAGAGACGUCGGGAUAAAAGCGCCUUUUAUAAAAGUUUCAAUUCUUCGAGAAUACAAUAGUUGACGUGGAACAACUCGACAAUCGAUUUAGACGGAAUUUACCACACGAUAAGGUACGAGAAGAGUUUCUUGAACUUUGAACGCGUGGUACGUUCGAACAGCGAUGACCGGAUACAUAUAUAUAUAAUACAUAUAUAUGUAUACAUAUAAAUUAAUAUAUAUAAUGUUAAAUUAUAUAUAUACAUAUAUAUUGCGUGGAAUUUGAGUACUGCCGUUCUUCCAGACUUAACUUGCGUUGUACACACGAGUAUUUCUCGAAUUCACCGCACUUGAUUUUCACGAUCGAGUCUGAGCUGCGAUGACUCUCGCGCAGGGCGUCGACACUUAAUCCAACGUUGUUUGUAAACUAAUGUAUUUUAUAAAAUAUAUAUAUAUAGAGAGAGAAAAAGAAAUUCCACACAUACAACACACAAUACACACACACCACACACACAUGCGUAAAAAAUAGAGAGUUAUAUUAGAGGAUAUCGUCUAUGGGAUGGUCGGAGAAAUCUCGCUCUUCCGACGGAAUACAAGGACCAUCCUGCAAACAGUGAUUUAAAGGAAGAUACAAAAGGGUGAUAGAGCAAGAGUGAGAAAGAAGAGGGGCGAAUUUGUAAACGAGGAUACGUCAAUUAACGGCAGAAAGCGAAAAGUAAAAUGGUAAAGAGACUUAAUUACGUUACCCAGCUAUGAUUAUUGUAUUAAUCUACGAUUUGGUUGUUUUUCUUUUCCUUUUUUAAAUUUAGUUUGUUCUUUAUUUAGAUAACUAUGUUUACCGAAAAACGAAAAAGUGGAUAUUAUAAAAAUAUUUGCUCUAUACCACCGCCUUUUCCUUUUUCUCCGUUUUGUUUCUCUAUCGCCCGUCUAGAUGGGGAAUAAGUCAGACUACACGAUAUGUAUCGAUUUUAUUUUUAGUUGAGUUACGUUUAUUAUUCAUUUACAUUGUAUUGUUAAUGGUCAUUUUAUGUCAACUGAUCAAACGAUUUUUUUCGGUCUUAAGCUAUGAAAAAGAUUUAGCGGCAAUCGAAAAAAACCGCUUGACAAAGCUCGACAUGAUUUGAUUCUCAUGAACCAUUGUUGUUUCCCUCGCGUUUCGAAUUAAGUUUUCUGGUCUUUACGACGAUCGCUACCGUGAGUAGACCUCAUAACGCUGCCAUAAAUGCUUACCGGUUACAUCUACUCGCGUACGAAGGUGUAUCCGUGCGAAAGAGUUCGAAAGAGGAGACUUAGCUAAGUAGGCUGUGUAAGCAGUAUGCUUGUUAAAAAGAAUUAUUAGGUCAUCCGCGGAGUAGCGAUCGAUUUUACGUCCAACAAUCAUUCGUUUUACGGAGAACGUCUGUUCCCCCUGAUGGCCGUCUUCAGUCACAACGGCCACUGUUGUAUAUGCUGACCAUAUGUACGAAACUAUCGUCUAAGUCUAAGAGUAUUAAUCCGCCAGCGACAAGAUUGGACGAAAACCGCAUCUCCGCAACGCGCAAGGCGCUUAACAUUUAUAUAUUUCAAUAUAUUUCUUCUCAUAUUUAAAUAAAUUUAUUCAAUUUUCUACUUCUGCCGGAAUGUCCAACGUUACCACUGGCGGAUAUUUUUCAUUUCACCACUCCCAGCAUUAAGCGUAUCUACAAACGGGAUUCAAAAUCUUGUAAUUUAUUUUAUCGGGAUGAAAUCAAGUUUGUUUUAAUUUCUUUUUAUUUUUUCGUUCGGCCGAAGAAGUUUCAACGCGUGUCAGUCGAAUGGACUUGUGCUCGGAGUGCGACAAGGUAUAAUACGGAGAAUUGGGAUGCGAUCAGAUCGUUUUUGAGAACGUUCGCGGGGAGAGAUUCCCGAAAGUUCACGAUCGAAUGUUUUUACGCUGCCGGCUAAGAAAUGCCUGAUCUUUCGACGAAUACCGUUUCGCGCGUACUAAACGCUGAACUGUUCUGUUUCUCUGCGUAUGUAGAUUACGAACGGAUAUGUAACGGCGCCGAACUGUGAUUGUCGAUUCUUCGAAAGCUCGUUCCUUCCCCUUUAGUUUAUAUGGUUGCUCGAGAGCGUGAGUUUUUAUUCAGUCGAGAUAGGUGAUCAGAGAGACAGGAUCGGCAAGCGCGCGAGAUCGUUUUGCUCACGAUCCGCGAACCACACCACAUUCAAACCGAAUUACGAGUCCUACCGUAAAAGAGUCCCCCAUAGCACUCUUCUUUGUAUUAUACUCUUAGCUGCUACCCAUCUAUAUAUAUUCAGCGUUAAAAAACACAUCGUGGUAACAAUAACGUCUCUCGGCGCGCGCGUAGAGAGUAUACAUAUAUAUAAAUAUAUAUAUUAUAUAUAUAUAUAUAAAAUAUAUAAAUAUAUAUA
This is a messenger RNA of Temnothorax curvispinosus, 7413 nucleotides long. It is a transcript of the gene GckIII, whose product is annotated as serine/threonine-protein kinase 26. Gene Ontology annotation, biological process: protein phosphorylation. Gene Ontology annotation, molecular function: protein kinase activity; ATP binding. The record is from RefSeq and is a predicted model, not a curated record. Lineage: Eukaryota; Metazoa; Arthropoda; Insecta; Hymenoptera; Formicidae. Bases 1170 to 3110 code for a protein of 646 amino acids. The transcript has 11 exons.